Messenger RNA from Paramuricea clavata, 369 nucleotides. The record is from the annotation of a GenBank genome assembly. NCBI's taxonomy places the organism in Eukaryota, Metazoa, Cnidaria, Anthozoa, Malacalcyonacea, Plexauridae.
AUGCCUUGGAAGUGUAAAGAUUGUCCCAUCUGCGGCAAGCGAGCUUUAAAAAGAUUGGCAAACCAUUUGGGAGACGUCCAUGAACUUUCGUUCCAAGAAAGACAACCUUAUCUUAUUCGUGCUAAGCCAACAGCUUUAAACUUGGAAAACGUUUUAACAGAAUUGUACAGAUUAAUUGGGAACAAUAAAAAGCAGUCAAAGUGGAAUAAAAGCAGGAUAAAAAAUAUACCCAUUCUUCAACCAAACUCCUCCAGGAAACGAACGAAAUCAAGUACAAAAUCUGCAAAGAAUGUGGACAAUACAGAAAUGAAUGAUGGCUCAAUGGAUUGGUUAAAGUUAGAAACAAAAGCGAAACACAAUAAUGGAUAA